Molecule: messenger RNA, 476 nt
Organism: Heterocephalus glaber (naked mole-rat)
Lineage: Eukaryota; Metazoa; Chordata; Mammalia; Rodentia; Bathyergidae
Source: RefSeq, a predicted model, not a curated record
GCGCAGGGCCCGGGCCGGCCCCCUGCCGGGGACUCGCGGCGCUCGGCACUGUGGCCGCCAGAGGCUCCGCCGCCCCGCAGCUCCCGGAGCGCCCGAGGGAGCACGCCAGCCCGGUCUCCAGGAAGCUCGCGCCCGCAGUCUCCCUCUAGGACCGCGGCUGCAGCGAGAGGAAGGAGCCGCCUGGCCUUUGGCAUUGGAGCCCGAACUUCAGCCUCCCGCCACGCGGUGUCCAGGAGGCCGCGGGCAGCCACGCGCGCCACGAGUGGGCGCCCCGUCCUGCUGCUGCCCGUCCGCCUCGAGCUCCCGAGCUCCCGAGCCCCAGCCCGGGAGGAGUCGCCUUGCUGCACCCUGGGACCGGCGGAAACUCUGGCACUCUCCCGAGUGAGGGGCAGCCUCGCCUUUUGCUGGACGCUGGAUUUCAGACGCAUGAAUCCCUGAGCCGCCUGGCUUUCCGGCUGACUCUGACCUCCGCGUCC